UCGCAUUCCCAAUUCCAUAAACAAAAAGACAACUUUUUAAUAUCUUCAAUCAACUGUUUGGCAAAGCAAGAAAUAAUGUCUGCGAAUUCGUUAUUUGGAUCGAUUCCAGCUAAUCCACUUCAGACUAGUACCACAACUCAACCCGUCGAUGUCAUUCCUACCAGACAACUCGACUUGAAAAGCAUUCCUCCCGUUUUCUUUGUGGGUCCACAAAAAAAGGAGAAAACCGUACUUUUUGAGCCUCAAUUUAGUAGCGACACUGGAUCCGUAGUUGGUUACGGUGAUAGAAGACUCUCUGGUAUUCUUGCGCAGACUACAGAAGAGGAAGAAGAAAAGGAAGAGCCAAUUCAAUUGCCCGCCAAAAGAGUAAAUGUUGAUCAAGUGGACCCUAACCGUGGUAUUUUCGGUGAUAAACGUCGAGCAAAACCGAUCCAAAAGGAAACACCCGUGAAUGAAGUGAAAAUAGACAGCGCUGUUCCAGAUGUGAGUGUAUUGCAACCCUCCAAGACAAUAAGAGUUUUCGGAUAUCCCGUCAAUUUAAUACAUAAUGUGAUUCAACAUUUCGGGACUUAUGGAAAGAUUGAAAAGUACUAUGAAUCCUCUGGAAAUUGGAUGAACAUCACAUAUGACAAUAGUACAAAUGCAUUGGCAGCAUUAAAGGCUAACGGUAUCAUUAUUUCCAACAGUCAUAUGAUUGGUGUUUCAUUAGAGAAGGAAGAACCCAUCGUGAUCAAAGAUAUUGUGCCUAUAGAAGAAACUGAAGGCGUAUUUAAGACUAUUCAUGGUUUAGGAACUGGAAAAAUCGGUCAUAGUGCAGUGGACAGUAAAAAUACAGUAGAAAGUACUAGUGGAGGUAUCAUGUCCAAGUUAAAAGACGCAUUACUUGGCUGGUAACCAUUAAGACCAUUAAGAGUUUUAAAAAAUUGCAUGAAUAAAAAAAAAAAAUUUAAAAAAAAAAA
Molecule: messenger RNA, 959 nt
Organism: Mucor mucedo
Lineage: Eukaryota; Fungi; Mucoromycota; Mucoromycetes; Mucorales; Mucoraceae
Exons: 5
Coding region: 76-894 (272 amino acids)
Biological process (GO): nuclear pore organization; regulation of DNA-templated transcription; NLS-bearing protein import into nucleus
Cellular component (GO): nuclear membrane; nuclear pore nuclear basket; nuclear pore central transport channel
Molecular function (GO): phospholipid binding; single-stranded DNA binding; structural constituent of nuclear pore
Source: RefSeq, a predicted model, not a curated record